UACACGCUAACUCUCUAUCGAGUGAGGCGAGAAAAGGCUAAUGUGAAGGUUGGCCCACCCAAAAUGGCGAAGGAACAGUACUUUGAUAUACUACUCGUGGUUCAUAUAUUAUAGUUUUUCUCUAGUUUGAAGAUUUUCCAGACAUUGAAAUUCGGAGGGCUACUUAAACUACUGAUCUUUGGAAUAGAGUAGUUUCGAAAUAAGAGAAUGGGAUAGCGAUCGUCCGUGAUAUUUCAAUUGGUGAUUGUAUCAGUAUCAGUCAACAAGGAUCUACUUAGCUAAGAAAGCCGUGUAAAGAAGGAGUGGUGCAUUGCGAAGCCUACAAACUGUUGACAAACUUACUAAUUAUUAAUCUACUUUCAAGUGUAUGUUGUAAGAAGUUUUGGUUGUGGGCUGUUGUAUGCUAAACCCAAAUGUUAAAAGGAUUAACUUAUUAUUGGACUCUUUAAUUCAUAACUGAACACUGCUGGAUUAAUUGUUGAGCCCAUUGUCAAGGAGGUUGAAGCCGAUUAUUUCAUGUGUGUAUUAUUUCAGCUCUUGUUAGAAAAUCGUGCUACCAUUCAUGGAUAACUGGAGUAAUUACUCAAUACAACCGUGAUCGUUAUAUUUUAAUUCCAUAAAUACUUUCUCAUGUAGUAAUUGAAGGUAAGCUUAUAAUAGAGUUGUUAAUAGCUUAAUUAUUAUAGUGUACUGAUUCAUUUUUAUAAAGUUGAAAUUUUGGAAAUAUUCAGUGAUCAAUCCAAAAUAUUAACAAGAUGAAGGAAUACAAAGUAGUGGUGUUGGGAAGUGGAGGGGUUGGGAAAAGUGCCCUCACUGUCAAAUUUGUUUCUGGAACUUUCAUGGAAAAAUAUGAUCCAACGAUUGAGGACUUCUAUCGCAAAGAGAUAGAAGUUGAUUCCGCACCUUCAGUGUUAGAAAUUCUGGAUACUGCUGGCACAGAACAAUUUGCUUCUAUGCGAGACUUGUAUAUUAAAAAUGGACAAGGUUUUGUCAUUGUGUUUAGUAUAACAAGUCUACAGACAUUUCAAGAUAUAAAAACUAUGCGAGAACAAAUUAUUCGUGUUAAAGGAAUAGAGAAGAUCCCAAUGAUUUUAGUUGGAAAUAAAGCCGAUUUAGACCAACAGCGUGAGGUACCAUCCAGUGAAGGCUCAGCUUUAGCUCAAUUUUGGGGAUGCCCCUUCUUAGAAACCUCUGCUAAAAGUACCCAGAAUGUUAAUGAAGUAUUUAUUGAAAUAGUUCGAGAAAUGAACACUAGUCCCAUGAAGGAAAAGGGCGGCUGCUGUCAAAUUCUUUAAAUGUAUAAAUUUUCCAAACAGUAGAAGUCAAGAACUACAUUAUCAGCAAUUUCACUGAAUUUCCAGCAUUAUGACAACUUGUUUAAAGUUCGUUGUCGACCAAUCAGAGAUGGGUUUAGAUAUGGCUUUUUUGUGAGGUGGCAUUUGAUUGGUUCAAGAAUGAGGAAUUGUUUUGGAAUGGGAUUUUAUGAAUGGACAUUAAAUAUCUCAGAUGAUUAAUUUUGUAAUCAUAGUUUUCCCACUUUCAUUCAUAAUGAUGUUUGUCUACUAUCAUUAAGUGAGAAAACAAUUAAGGCAAAUGAAUGACAUAAUAAUCUAAUGUAAUUUAAUCCUGUUUAACGAUUCUUAAAGAUCAAUUUUAAAUGAAACAAUUUCGGGUUCGCAAAAAAAAAUGCGCAAAUAACUGCUGUUUCACUUUAAUAAUAUUGAUGUUUAAAACGUAAUUUACACCUUCAACAUUUUUCUAUAGUCGCAUUAUUAAAUUAAAAUCCAAUUUAACUUGUUUUAAAAUGAAAUGAAAAAUGUUAUUUAUUUGUGAAUUAGUAAUGAAAUGAGCGAAUGAAUUUUGUAAAUGUUUUAAAUUAGUUUAAGAUUUAUAUGACAUGACAGAAAUCUAACUUACUAAUGUAAAUUACAUAUACUUUAAAUGAAAUCAGUCUCUUUCGGUCAUUAUAAGUUGAUUUAUUUAAUAAUUAUGUCAAGUUACUAUAAAUAGUAUAGAUAGCAAAUAAUCUGAUUAAAACACAGAUCCUAUUUCAUUUUGUUUUUUAUAGUUCAAAAUUUCGUUUUACUUGUCUUUACUAAACUAGGAUCUGGAAGAGUUGUUAUAUUACCGGCGUUCUGGUUGAUGUGAGGGAUUAGCCAAUGAAACAGUCUUGUUACGGCAAGUUCUUGGCGUGAGAUGCCCGACGAAACUGUGGGUAAAGUUACCCGGUAAACCACUAGAAAUGUCAACACUGAUUGAUUAAUCAAUGUCUGACGUCAUAGGGUCAAAAAACACUUGUAUGACCCCUGACACAACCUUCCACUACAACUGGUCAGAUCUUCAUGUAGUGUAGGCCAUCAAAAGUAUAAAAAAAAACGAACUGAAAUAGAUCUGUAUUUUAAUCAGAUUACAACAGUCCUACAUUAAUGUAACCUACAAUGAAAUCGGUCACCGUCAGUCAUUAGAAAUUAAUUUAUUUAAUAAUUAUGUCAAGUUACUAUAAAUAGAAUAGAUAGUAUAUAAGGAUAUUUAUAACAUACAUGAAACUGUCAAUCUUGUAUAAAGUAGGUGUUAUCUAUAGACAUACUGGUACCUAUAUGUAGUGUUAACUUACAGCUGUCACAUCAGAUAAACCUGAUAAAAAUCUAAAUGAUUACAUUUCUAAUUACAUUUGAACUUUUGUUCCUUUCUGGUGUUUCCAUGUCAUCAAGCAUUCUCGGAUGUACAUCCACUGGCCUGGAAAUAAUCAUUUUACUUGUUCCUGACAUUCUGAACUUGGUGCCAGACAUGUAAUAUAGACAGAUAUCAUCUACACAUGGAUAAAUAACAAAUCAGCGCCAGACAAAAUCAUUGGCACCAGAGGGAUUGUGUCUGAUAAUGUCUGUGACAGGUGUCUUAAUUCCCAGCUUGUGUAACAUUUAUUGGCUUUCUUACCCAUGUGUAGAUGCCUGCAUAUAUUGACCUCUCUAUAGACAAAUUGACCUCUACAAGUAUGUAGAGAGGUUGACCUCUUUCAUUAUAGACUGAUUUACCUUGUUCUCUACAGACAGGUGUAGACACAUUGACCUAUGUCUAUAGGCAGAUUGACCUCUCCGUGUAGACCAAUUGACAGCUCUGUAGAGAGGUUAACUUAUCUGUAGACAGAUUGACCUUUACCUUGUUCUCUACAGACAGGUGUAGACACAUUGACCUAUGUCUAUAGGCAGAUUGACCUCUCCGUGUAGACCAAUUGACAGCUCUGUAGAGAGGUUAACUUAUCUGUAGACAGAUUGACCUCUCUGUAGACGAGAAUGAAGAACUGAGAUUUAAAGGCAACUAUACAUGGGUGGGUAGACAAGAACUAGAAAAUAUCACAUAUACUCACUAUUGAUCUCUUUAAUAAAAACCACAGUGGAUGUCACUGGUAUUUCUAAUUCGAUGUCCAUAUUCCAAUUAUUAAACUGAUGUUUGGGUCCAAAUUCAAAAAAUGUAUAAUCUUGAAUUACAUUUACAUGUAGAAUCAUUUAGAUCAGUCGAGCUGAAAUAUGUUUUAGUCUGAAUGCAAACAAGGGAAAUAUUACAGCAGAUUUUAAAAUAUCUGAUGUUUGGAAUUGACUCUUGGGUGACACAUUUUUGUACUCAUUGAAUUUUUACUGCAAUUUUAAUUGGUAGAUAUUAUAUUUUAGGGAAAUAAAUAUAAGAAGUUCUUAUAAAAGGUAAUUUUCUUUUUGUAUAAAUAAAUUUGAUGACCCUGGGAGUCAAGUGAUUUGUAUGUAAUUAAAGAUACAUGUGAUUUAAUUAUUAUUAAUCAAAUACUGUACAUAUAUAAUAAACCAAUGAUUUGUAUAUAUUAAACAAUACUCCUCAGUACUUUCAUUAUUUUUAUCAUAAUAUAUUCAGAUGCCAAAAAAUACACAUAUAUAAUCAUUAUAGAAGUAGAUUUUACAAAUUAAAAACACUUCUGUCGAUAUACUACUUCUGAAUUUAUUAAACAUAUAUUAUGCCAGAGCUGGGGGGUUGGAUGGCCGAAUGGUUAGCACGCGCGCAUUGUAUCAUACGGUUUGUCAUUGAGUCAACUGGCAGGGUUUCGAAUCCCCGGUUGUACGUGACAAGGAGUAGGGUCGCCUGUCCAACCUCGUGGGUUUUCUCCAGGUCUUCCGGUUUCCUCCCACUGCUAAAGACCCCUGUGCGCAAGCGAUUAUUAAAAUAAAAACAUAUGUUAGUCCCGAAAUGACCUAGUUUGUGUCGAGUGGACGUUAAACCCCAUUUCUCUCUCUUAUGCCAGAGCUAAAUCUGCCUAUUGCAAGUCUUUCUUUAGGCCUGAAAUGUUUUCUAAAUUAUUAGUUAGACAUUAAUUAACUUAUCCAGGCCAUAAUCAACUCUCGAUGUCAUUGGAUUUCUCCGAUAUUAAAUAGAUUAGAACAGUUCAGCCAUAUUUUGAUUUAAGCUACAAAUGGAGGAGUGAGACUUAGCUUCGAACAACCAGUACGGUGGUUGAAAUUAUUGCACACGUCUUGUCAAACCUUCAAAGGCUAAUGUCUUCGCUCGCAAUAGAGUAAUUUGAAUGAAAUUGUCAAAUUAUUCAUUUUACAUUAUCUAUUUUCGAACUAUUAUAGCAAGAAUGUGUAGCUCUUUAUCUAAAUCUUACAUAAUGUAUCUUUAACAUGCUACGUUUCGAUACAUACACAGAUAUUGUUAUCAAGCAAAUAAUAAUCGAAACAUAGCAUGUUAAUAAAUUCAGAAGUAGUAUAUCCAUAUAAGUGUUUUUAAUAUACAUAUAUCUUGAAUUUAUAGCCUACUUUCAGUUGCCAUUUAAAAAAUUGUUUUCUUUCUUCUAAGUUAAAAACUUAGUGCGACUUCAUGCUGUAUUUUGGUCAGUGCUCUUUGUUUAAUGCUCGACGAUAUUAAGAUUUGUGUAAAAUAUGUAAUUAAAAAUUAGGAAACUUACCCUUAUAUAUAGGAAAUGUUUAUAUUUAUUUAUACGAUAUUAUUAACAGACUAAAUUAAAAUGGAUGCACAUGUUGUUGCUGUUAAUAUGCAGCUAUUACACUGUGGGAAGUAGAUAGCCAGUAUCAAGCAUUUUUAUUGUCAACAUACUUAAUUCUUCCUUAAUUGAUAUUUAGUAAUUGAACAUAUUAACACAAGGUACAAUUUUAUAGAUACACAAUUACUGAGUUUAAAGGGACAAUAACACUCUUGGUGUCUUGACAGCUCCAGAAAAUAAAAAAUAGCCUUAUUCUAAGUACUAGAUGUGUUAGUGUCCUACCUGUUGUGUAAAUUAUCCAUUAAAUCCUAUUUUACUUGUCCAAAGGGUUCAAAAAUAUUUUUAAAUCCAAGUCACAUUUGAAAAGCUUUACGUCAGGCUUUCCAAAUCAUUUAGUUGAAUUUUUCCAAUUUUUUAAAUUAGAUGUGUUAAGAUGAAAUUUGUAUCAUCAAUUAAUUGGAAUAUUGUAAAAUAGUACAAUUUGUUGACCAGAAUAAAGAUUGGGACAUAUUAUUCAGUUACAACAAGAGUGGUAUUGAGCCUUUAAUACUAAUAAUUGAACAAUUACCGAGUUUAAUACUAAGCUCUUUAUGAGAGUAUCGCCAUUGAAACAUCACUUAGUAUUAAAUUCGGUAAUUGAACAUAUUAACACACGGUACAAUUUUAUGGAUACACAAUUACCGAGUUUAAUACCAAGCUCUUUAUGAGAGUAUUCUCGUUGAAACGUCACUUUGUAUCACGGUAAACUUGUACCUUGUGUUAACGAAUUUAUUGAAUCAGAAAUAUACAUGGGAGCAAAAGAUGCUGUCUGUCUUGAACUUUCUUAUUUCAUAGACAUAAUUUUAACAUUGUUAAGAAUUUCUUUAUUUCAUAGAAAUAACUUUAAACAUGCUUAAAUUAGUUUUAUGAUGGCAAAAAUUUUGAAACACUUGAAUGAAUGUUGGCGGGUAAAAUCCCAGUCAACAGAAAGACAAGGAAUAUGGGCCCUGUUUCUUGAAAUCUUAACUAAAGAUAAAAUUCAAUUUUAGUAGAUACUUCAAUUUUGUUUGACUAAGCACUAAAAUCAAUCUAAUAUUUUCCAAUCAAAUUACUAAAAUUUUGAUUUUAUCUUAGUUAAAAUUUCGUGUAACAGGCCCCUGUUUAAUAAAAGUCUUAAACCUACCCAUCUUACUGCAGCGUUUGAAAUUAUUUCAAUCUGAUUAAAAUACAGAUCUAUAUUUCGUUUCGUUUUUUUUGAUACCUGGUUAUUAUACGUACUAAUCUAAUUUCACUGUAACCCGGGUAUAAUUAUUCUGGAGGUCACGGUGGCUAAGUAAGUAAGACGCUGGCUCGCUAGCCUGAAGCAGGGGCGGAUCCAGGAAUUUUUGCAGGAGGGGGUUUGCCAGGUUCCUGUUAAGGAAAUCUGUCAUUAUCGUCUCUAAAUUACAUAGGCAUACAUACAAAUUAGGCUUUUUAAAGAGAGAAAUCAUUUUUAUAAUGAUAUAGGAACACAUUGUGAUUUAAUUUCAUUGAUGCAAGGCAUUCAAUUUUUUUUAUGUAGCUGAGCAGGGUGGGGUAUGGACCCCCCAAACCCCCCCUCUGGAUCCGCCCCUGCUGAAGGUCGGGUGUUCGAUCAUUGCAUUGGCCGAGAAAGUUCAUCCAUAUUUUCCGGCGUGGUUUCCCCCUUGUCAGUGAUGCAGGACAGAGGGCCUGACAAGAACAGCUGUCCAGUUUAAAGCUGACGGAUUAAUUUUGAUAAUGAGUGUCCAAUUUACAAGUGUUUAAUUUCUCAACCACUGUUAAAAAAUUAAUCAUUAUACAUCAAUAAUCAAUUGGGUUGUUUAUUUUUUAACAGUGGUCAAGAAAUUAAAUACUUGUAAAUUGGACACUCAUUAUCAAAAUUAAAUGGUUAGCUUUGAACUGGACACAAGUACAAAUUAGAUGAUUUGGGGUGAUUUUAAAUGAUUUUAACAAAUUUUUAAACAAAGACUGGAUAUUGAACGAAUAUGAAAGAAAUUAGUGCUAGAUACACAAGAUUAAAUGAUACCCAGGUUACAGUAUUUGUUUAGCAGUACAUAUUACUGUAGAUGUCAUACACAUGGUUAUUAAUUUUAUAUGAAAUAAAUAACAAUUUAUUUCUCAAUGUCAUACAUAUAUUCCAUUGUACUUUAUUCAACUCUUUUUAUUUUAAAAUUUGCUUGUGUGCAUGUACAUAGAAGGUGAUAAUGGACACAUUUCUAACAUUCUUGCAGCAUUGUGCCAAAAAUAACCAUUCUUUGGAUACUCUUAGAAAUAGAGACAUGUAAAUAUCGAUGUUUUUCUGUAGUUUUUUUAUGAUCAUUUAUGUAGAUUUACAUUCUCUUAGAUUGUCUUUGAAUUUUCCAACAAGCUUAGCCGCGUUAAGUUUGACACCGGUGUAAAUUGUCUCUUACUUUAAGGUGUUAAGCAAGCUUACGACGAUUCACAAUUCAUCUUACAUUUUCGUUCGAGCAUCUCAAAUUUUAAAAUGUGAAUACAUGACUCAAAACUGACUUGUACAUUAUUAAUUUGUUAAUUGUUACUCACUGUCCCCUCCCCCCUAACUCCCAUUAUUAACCCCAUUUUAAUUCUGCCCCACCCCCACUCGACUUCUUUCUGUCAUGUAAUCAACUUUUUUAAUACAAAUUGUGUACUAUUUCCCUUCUAUUUUUUUAUUUGGUCUUACGUCAAUAAUAUAAGAUAAUUAGUAAUAAUUUGUAUGUUUAUAUUAAUGUAUAAUAGAUUGUAUAUGAUUAUAGUAUUUAGUGUAUAUAAAUGUGUACAAUUCUUCUAAUAAAUAGUGUUAUAGUCACUGAUAAA
This is a messenger RNA of Patella vulgata (common limpet), 7780 nucleotides long. Its product is annotated as ras-related protein Rap-2c. Lineage: Eukaryota; Metazoa; Mollusca; Gastropoda; Patellidae. The coding region runs from base 756 to 1295 and encodes 179 amino acids. Gene Ontology annotation, biological process: negative regulation of cell migration; Rap protein signal transduction. Gene Ontology annotation, molecular function: GDP binding; GTPase activity; GTP binding. Gene Ontology annotation, cellular component: plasma membrane. The transcript has 3 exons. The record is from RefSeq and is a predicted model, not a curated record.